This is a messenger RNA of Arabidopsis lyrata subsp. lyrata, 480 nucleotides long. RefSeq lists its product as uncharacterized. Bases 94 to 480 code for a protein of 128 amino acids. The record is from RefSeq and is a predicted model, not a curated record. The transcript has 2 exons. Gene Ontology annotation, biological process: DNA transposition. Gene Ontology annotation, molecular function: transposase activity; DNA binding. NCBI's taxonomy places the organism in Eukaryota, Viridiplantae, Streptophyta, Magnoliopsida, Brassicales, Brassicaceae.
CUUGCUGGUGUUAGAAGGGAUGGCGAUAACAGGAUUGUUCCUAUAGCUUGGGCAGUUGUAGAGAUAGAAAACGAUGAUAAUUGGGACUGGUUUAUGAGACACCUCUCUGCUAGCUUGGGACUCUGUGAAAUGCAACAUCUAGCUAUCAUCUCAGAUAAACAGUCGGGUCUAGUCAAAGCUAUCCAUACCAUACUCCCAGAAGCUGAGCAUCGACAAUGUUCAAAGCAUAUAAUGGACAAUUGGAAGAGGGACAACCAUGAUAUAGAACUAACACGUCUCUUUUGGAAGAUUGCCCGCAGUUACACCACAGAAGAGUUCAACAAUCAAAUGGAAGAGCUUAGGAAGUACAAUCCUCAAGCUCAUGCAAGUCUUCAGCUUACUAGUCCAAUGACAUGGUCAAGAGCCUUCUUUAGAAUAGGGACAUGCUGCAAUGACAACCUCAAUAAUCUCAGUGAGUCUUUUAAUAGGACUAUUAGAUAG